CACAAUUGGCGUUUUCCCGUCCGAACUCGCCCCUUCUCCUCCCAAAACCUCGGGAACAUCGGCAUGUCGCCAUCCUCGGCUCCAUCGGCACUAAAAUCUAGAACAGACCCAAAUCGGCGUGGCCGCAGUCAGGGGCAGGCCGUCGUUAGAAAUUCGGCAGGCUUGGUUUACAUGUGAAUACGUGUUCUUUAAGGGGUCUAUGACUCUAAAUGUGUCUCUUGGAGGUCCAUCUUUCGGCGUCAGGACAGCCUUGCCAAGCAGAGAGGUUCGAACAAGCUGUGGUGUGGCAGUUCUUGGAUUCGGGACCCGAAGGCUUGUCCUGCGCCAAGCCGCUCUCUCGAACUCGGCCAAGGGCUUCCAUUUGUCUUGGCGAUCUUUCACCUUUCCUUUUUUGGCACUCAUCUCCACGAGCUAACGAGCACCAUGCCUUUGGAGUAUUCGCCUUACGUCCAAACCGCUAUAACAAUUCAGCAAUCUCAUUAUGUCCCGGAGCAAGAGCGAAGUACAGCCCUGAUUUGGGCUCUCAGCAGGAGCGAAUGUUCGAAUGCAGCUCACCCACGAUUCUUAUCUCUCCUGUCACUGCCGACAUUUCGCCAACGCCUCAGACCCCGCCGGCAAGCGCUUGCCACCCCAUGCCCAAAGGCCAAAACAGGUCGAGAAUCCGACUACCUUGAACAAUUGUCAUGUCUCGAGCGGCUUCUGCGCCCAGCCGAUGGUGGGCGGGUUCGCACCAUUAAACACGACAAAGGCGGCCUUGAGGGCGACGUCGCCCCAGAUGUUGAUGCCGAGCGAGCUGCUGCUCUGCAGGCCGCCAAAGCAUGUCGACGACGUGGGCGACACGCGCGUGUAGUUGAUGUAGGACGGCGGAAUGGUGAAGCGGGUCGAUCCGAUGCCAAAGGUAAACGACGGAAGCGU
Messenger RNA from Canariomyces notabilis, 915 nucleotides. RefSeq lists its product as uncharacterized. Lineage: Eukaryota; Fungi; Ascomycota; Sordariomycetes; Sordariales; Chaetomiaceae. The record is from RefSeq and is a predicted model, not a curated record. The coding region runs from base 210 to 674 and encodes 154 amino acids. The transcript is spliced from 2 exons.